GCUGACACUGAUAGGUCAUUUAUGGGUUGUGUAUGAGGUAUUUGUAAUAUCAGGGUUUUGCUCCUUUUUUGUAUUUUUAAGACUUUACAAUUUAAAUAUAAUAUUGUGUAUGUGUGUCAAUUGCAUGAAUUCUGAUGUGCUUAAUUGGUGGUACUGCUAAGUUUUAUUAAAUUGAAGGUCAUGUGACCUUCCUGAUUAGAUUUAACCUGGAAGUGCUGCGAAUUGAAUGAUGAGAUUUAAACUUAGAUACACCUGUUAGAGCUCUUCACCAUUCUACUGCUGGUAACCAGGCCAACACGUUUUCACGGUGUUCCAUAUCUAUAAAUAAAACAAAUGGACAUCAGUAUUUUGGAAACAUGGACUGUUUAAUGACCAGCGAGUAGUUACAGUGAAAACGUGGCCUAAUUCCAUUCCACCAAAGUUUACUUCGGCUUCAGCGUGCGGCUUCUCGCGUCUGGGUCUUUCGGAGUGGUUGGCUGCUUCCUGCGGUGAUGGAGGCGGCUGUCUUCGGCGCGCGAUUCUAGUGCGGUAUUCCUGGAUCCUUGAGUGGUGCAAACUGGGUUCAUCGUGCAGCUGGUGCCUCAUUUCGUAGGACUGAUUGUUGCAAGUUUCAGCGUGCAACUAUGCGUCUUCCCGCGGUGGUUUGUUGCGGGUUUUACGUACAGUUGUGAUACAUCCCGAUGAAGGACUUUCUCACGCAGCCUGAUUCAUCCGUGCAUCAGCAGGUCAGACUAUAAAAUAUUAAAUGUUAUCUUUGGUAAAUGGAUGGUUUUAGAAGUUAAAAUAAAAUUGUUACAAGACAAAGCUGCCUAUAAUUAGAGAACAAUGUAAGAAAGAAAUGUCCUAGUGACAAUUGGUUCUUAAUUUGCUUAAUUGAAAUAGUGUUUAAAGUAACAUUUAAGUGGCAUUACUCUAUUUAAGAGUUUCACUGUUAUUGACUGUUAUUUUAUUAUGUGUUGUAUUGUUGUUUAAAGUGUUAAAUUUUUAAGAGCGAAAAUGUCAGUUCAGGGUGAUUUAGCAGAGCAAAAUGAAUCUCCAUUACAAGUUAAUGAGUGUGUUGUGAGAAAUCGACAUGAAUCAUGUACCACAUGUACUGAAAAAUCUGAGGCAAGACUUAAAGAGCUUAAUUCUACUUUAUUAAAGACCAAUGAAAUUAGGAAAUCUUCCCGUGAUAAACAUUUAACACCAAAGAUGCAGGAGUUAAAAGCACAAGAACUGGUCCAAAGGGAAAGCAAGUUCAUAUCUGCAUAUAAUAGUUGGAAGAUCCAUGUCAGAGAGGUUCGUUUAAAGUUAAAACAGGAGUGUUCUGAAAGUGAUUUGUGUGACAUGAUGGAUGGGGUUGAGAAGAGAGAAUCUGAAUUGAAAGGCCUAUAUGAUAGCAUGCGACUCCAAGCAGUACCAAGUCAAGAAAUUAGAAGAAAAAUGGAUGCAUGUUCAGCUGUGACUGCAGACUUGAUUAAAAUAAUGAAUGUACGUUUAGUGGAGGAUGGCAUGGAGUUCGAUGCUGAAGCUGAGAAGGCAAGAUUGCGUGUGUUGUUGGACUGUGAGUAUGCUAGGUCCAUAUACGGAUCCACAGUUUCUAGAGCCACAGUUUUUAGUAAUCACUCUAAACCCUCUUCAGAGUCUGCAAGCAUUUCCGCUAGAAGAGCAGAGACUGCCGCGUUGUUAGCUGCAAAGAAAGCAGAAAUGGAAAUGGAGGCUGACAUUGAUGCACAAAGGCAGCGAUUGAAGAAGCUUGAAAAUCUUAGAGACAUUGAGGUUAUGGAAGCAAGGCUUCGAGUGUAUACUGAGGAGGAGUUAAGAGUAAGAAGUCAGCAGUGUGGUUCAGCAUGUAGUGAUGUGAGCAACCCCAGUCCCCUGGUUCCUAAUACAUCAAGUUUGAGUCCGCAAGUCACAAAAGGUGAGGUAUCCGUAGUACAGGCAUUGCAAGAGUCAAUGGCCCUAUCUCGACUUCCCGUUCCAGAACCUUUUGUAUUUUUUGGUGACCCACUUAAGUUUAUAGAGUGGAGCACAACCUUUAAGGCUCUUAUAGAGAGACGGUGUCUGAAUUCAGCAGACAGGCUGUUCUAUUUGCAAAAGUAUAUUGAUGGUGAAGCAAGAUCAGUUUUGAAAGGUAGUUUUUAUAGGAAAGAUGAACAAGCCUAUCAGCAAGCCUGGGAGAAGUUAAAUGCUAGAUAUGGUCACUCCUUUGUGGCGCAACGUGCCUUUAGAGAGAAACUAAAUAGGUGGCCUAAGAUUGGUGCAUCAGAGUACGUUAAGCUAAGAGAGUUCAGUGACUUCUUGCAAUCAUGUAGUGAUGCUAUGCCGCACAUCAAGGGUCUUCAGGUGUUGAAUGAUUGCGAAGAGAAUCAGAAGAUACUAGUCAAACUUCCCAACUGGGUGACGAGUAGGUGGAACCGUUAUGUCACAAAACAGCUAGAUCAAGAUAAAGAUUAUCCAAGCUUUAGUGAGUUUGCUUCAUUUGUCUCAAAGGAAGCACGCAUAGCGUGCAAUCCUGUGUCAUCGUUGUAUGCAUUGAAGAUCUGUGAAGAAAAGCCCUUCAAGGAGAUCAAGCGUUUAAGAGUAAAUACGUUGGCAACCACGGUGAAUGAUUUAGAUGCAGCAUGUGCUAUGGCAUUGGCACCUCGACAGGUCAUCAAUGGAGGUGAUGAAGAGCCUUAUGCCAUUAAGACCGACCUGGGCUGGAGCAUCAUAGGAGGUACUCCAAAUGGUGUGAACUUCAAGGAUGUGACUAGUAUAUGUCACCGCAUAUCAGUCAGGGAGCUUCCCCUUGUGACACCUGCUGCUGUUAGAGCCCUUGAGCUGGAUUUGGUAGAUAGUCGGUUAGGAGAAAAGAGCAUAUCUCAGGACGAUGUUCAGUUUCUGCAGGUUCUAAAGGAAGGCGUUUAUCAUAAUGAAUGUGGCCAUCUUGAGAUGCCCCUUCCCUUUGAAACUAGUCCCCAACUUCCAAAUAAUAAGAAGCUUGCAUUAGUACGACUGAAGCAUCUUAAAAGGAAAUUGGACAAGGAUCCUCAAUUCAAAUGUGAUUACAGGAUGUUUAUGGAAGGUGUCUUAAGAGAUGGGGAUGCAGAAAUAGCUGAUGAGAAACUAGAUAUGGGAAAUUUGUGUUAUAUUCCACACCAAGGUGUUUAUCACCCAAAGAAGCCAAAUAAGAUCAGGGUAGUCUUCGAUUGUACUGACACGUUUAAAGGUACCGCUUUGAAUGACUAUCUAUUGACUGGGCCCGAUCUUACCAAUGGGUUGACUGGAGUGCUUUGUCGCUUCCGCAAACAUCAAAUUGCUGUCAUGUGUGACAUUGAGAAAAUGUUUAAUAGAUUUCAUGUCAUUAGGGAAGAUCAGGAUUACCUGCGUUUUCUGUGGUGGUUAAAUGGUGAUCUAAACACAGAGCCCAGAGAAUAUCGAAUGAAAGUACAUCUCUUUGGAGCAUCAUCCUCCCCAGGUUGCGCCAAUUAUGGCCUGAAGUGUCUCGCCAGCAUUGAGAGGGAGUAUCCUUUAGCUGCUAGUUUCAUCACAAAUAAUUUCUAUAUAGAUGAUAGUCUCAUAAGUCUGGAAUCCGUUGAGCUGGCAAUUAGGCUGGUGGAAGAAGCUCAGGCUCGGUGUGCUAAAGGAAAACUACACCUUCACAAAUUUGUUUCCAACAAUAGAAAAGUGCUUGCGUCCAUCAGUGAGAGUGACCGUGCUGUUGAGGUGGAAAAUGUGGAUUUCCAUAAUGAUUAUCUUCCAGUUAAGAAUGUUCUGGGAGUAAGGUGGGAUGUGGAGAAUGACGCCUUUACCUUUAAUUCUGUGCUUGAUGAGAAACCUGCCACACAACGUGGUAUUCUUUCCAUUGUGGCUUCCAUUUAUGAUACAUUGGGGUUCUUGGCUCCAUUCAUCAUAUCCGGUAAGAAGGUGCUGCAAGAGAUGUGUCAUAAGGGCAUAAGUUGGGAUGAACCACUACACAUUGAAUUGAGAUCAAGGUGGGAGAGCUGGUUGAAGGAUUUGUCUAAUCUAGAAAAGGUACAGAUACCAAUAGGUUUAACAUCUUCAAACUUCAGGAAGAUCUUGAGAACUGAGUUGCAACACCUUUUUGAUGCAAGUAGUAAAGGUUAUGGUCAGUGCUCCUAUUUCAGGCUGGUGAGUGUACCAAGGUACAUUGUGCCUUAGUUACGGGGAAAGCGAGAGUUGUCCCCACACAAGUUGUCUCCAUGCCAAGAUUAGAGUUAACAGCAGCAGUGAUUUAACUAAAAGUUAAAUUGCCUUAUCACUUUAUUCAAAUUCAGGUGUAUUGAUAUCAUGUAGGUCUUGGCAUUUUGGUCACAUGUUGAUGUGUACUGCAUUUAAUAUUAAAACAAUGUGAUAUGGUGAACAAUUUGUUCAUUUUAACUGAAGAAUGUGUAAUAAUGAAUUGUGGGGAUAGAAUCAUGUUAGUUGUUUUCAUGUAUUGUGUUGAUGCCUGGAAAUUUCCACUGAUUAUUCAAAUUGUUGCAUUCUAUGUUUAUUGAAUAGAUCAAGGGUAAUUUGGUGGGAGUGUAGCUGACACUGAUAGGUCAUUUAUGGGUUGUGUAUGAGGUAUUUGUAAUAUCAGGGUUUUGCUCCUUUUUUGUAUUUUUAAGACUUUACAAUUUAAAUAUAAUAUUGUGUAUGUGUGUCAAUUGCAUGAAUUCUGAUGUGCUUAAUUGGUGGUACUGCUAAGUUUUAUUAAAUUGAAGGUCAUGUGACCUUCCUGAUUAGAUUUAACCUGGAAGUGCUGCGAAUUGAAUGAUGAGAUUUAAACUUAGAUACACCUGUUAGAGCUCUUCACCAUUCUACUGCUGGUAACCAGGCCAACACGUUUUCACGGUGUUCCAUAUCUAUAAAUAAAACAAAUGGACAUCAGUAUUUUGGAAACAUGGACUGUUUAAUGACCAGCGAGUAGUUACA
This is a messenger RNA of Carassius auratus (goldfish), 4899 nucleotides long. RefSeq lists its product as uncharacterized. The transcript is spliced from 4 exons. The coding region runs from base 997 to 4143 and encodes 1048 amino acids. The record is from RefSeq and is a predicted model, not a curated record. NCBI's taxonomy places the organism in Eukaryota, Metazoa, Chordata, Actinopteri, Cypriniformes, Cyprinidae.